Messenger RNA from Pygoscelis adeliae (Adelie penguin), 1851 nucleotides. RefSeq lists its product as uncharacterized. Gene Ontology annotation, molecular function: metal ion binding; ubiquitin protein ligase activity. NCBI's taxonomy places the organism in Eukaryota, Metazoa, Chordata, Aves, Sphenisciformes, Spheniscidae. Gene Ontology annotation, biological process: protein monoubiquitination; protein polyubiquitination. The transcript is spliced from 7 exons. The record is from RefSeq and is a predicted model, not a curated record. Bases 1 to 1851 code for a protein of 616 amino acids.
AUGGCCUAUGCCACGCACUGUGACGUCGCGGCCCUCGCUGCUUAUAUUCGGGCGCCCAGCCUCUCCCAGCCGGCUCGUGCCUUCACUCCAGCUGAGCAUUUCGGCGAGGCUUGGAGUGUGGAGCAAGCCUUUGGCUCGGUGCUGGGCUUGUGCCCUGGCAACUGGUGGCUGCAGGUCUCAGCGCCCAUCCCCGGAGCCACUGCAGGUUCUUCCCUGGCCCUGCCUGCUUCAGGCAGCCGGGGCACCCAGGAGGCGCGCUCGCCGCAGCAGAGCGGGACACCCGCCGCUGCAGCGUCGGAGAGGAGGAGUCGGCCAUCCCCACCAGCUCUCCCCAGCCCACCGCAGCGCGUGCUGAGCAUGGCCACGGCCUCGGAGGACCGCUGCCCGAUAUGCCUUGACACCUGGGACAACGCAGCCUGUACCAUGCCGUGCCUCCACCGCUUCUGUUUCAACUGUAUCCGGCGGUGGGCAGAGACCAAGCCCGAGUGCCCCCUCUGCAAGAGGAGGGUGACUUCCAUCCGGCACUCGCUGCGGGGGGACGAAUUUGAAGAGUUCCCCAUAAGACCACCUGCGGCAUCGUUGGGCAGCGCCCAAGAGGAGGGCGCUUACGGACUGCCAGCGCCAAGAGCAUCCAGGGAACACCAACCAUGGAAUCCGGAUCCAGGGUUCGUGGGCGGCCUUUCCCCCUGGACCUGGGGGAGCCUCUUCCGGAACCACCCAGAUCUCUUCCAGCUCCUGCGGCCCUGGCUGCGUCAGGAGCUGGGGCGCAUCUUUGGGGAAGAGCGUUCUGAGGCUCUCAUGCUGGAACACAUGAUCCAGAAUGUCCUGCCCGUCAUGGGCCUGCAUGAAGACGACCUGGUCGAGGCGCUGCAGGCCGACCUCGGAAGCCGCACGACAGCGUUCGUGCAAGGACUCAUUCGGUAUGCCGUGGAACGGUGCAGGAGGGCAGCCUACCACCUCCUGGUCCACGACGGCAUCCGUGCUGCCAGGCAGGCAGAGGACAACCCCGGGGGCGUCAUCUGCUUCGCAGUCUUCAUGAGGUGGCGGGAGGGCAGCCGUGUGGCCGGCACAAGCUGGACUGCCUCCCAAGAGAGACGGGAGGGCAACCUCAUGGCCAGAACCACCACCACUGGCUUCCAAGAGAGAGGAGAGAGCCGCCUUGUGACCAGCACCACCUGGUUUGACUGCCGAGGGGGACGGGACCGCAGCCCCUUGGCCAGCACCAGCUCCGCUGCCUCCCGAGGGGGACAGGAGCUCAGCCCCGCUGCCUCCCGAGGGGGACAGGAGCUCAGCCCCGUGGCCAGCACCAGCCCCGCUGCCUCCCGAGGGGGCACGGCCGACGAGAGCAACAGCAGUGGGCGGAGGAGCUCUUCCAGCAGAGAGUGUUUGAAGAGGAGCCCGCGGAGCCCGAAAGCGGAGGGCUCCGAUUCGGUGACAUCUCAGUCCUCACCCAGUGAAGAGGCUGGAAUGAUGACUGAGGUGAAGGUGAAAACAGAGGUACCAGAUGACUAUAUCGAAGAGGUGAUCUGGCAGGAUGACACCAAAGAUUCCAAGAAGAACAUAAAGGAUGGGCCGGGAGAUGUGCCUGCGGAGAUCUGCGUGGUCAUAGGUGGGGUCCGCAACCAGCAGACGCUCGAUGGAAAAGCAGUGGAACGUGGCUCUCCCGUUGGAUAUACACGAAAUCGAUAUUCAGGGACCUGGAUUUUUGACCAUGCAUUGAGAUACAUGUCCGGGUCUUACGAGUGUGGAAUAUGUGGGAAGAAAUACAAGUAUUACAACUGUUUCCAGACCCACGUGCGAGCGCAUAGAGGUAUCUCACUCCUGCUCAAAUCUUUGGGAAUCCUGGGGUAA